GCACCGAGCCACCAGGCGGAGCAGCAGGCACCGGGCCCCCAGGCGGGGCGACAGGCAUCGGGCCCCCAGGCGGGGCGACAGGCACCGGCCCCCAGGCGGAGCGGCAGGCACCGAGCCCCCAGGCGGGGAGACAGGCAUCGGGCCCCCAGGCGGGGCGACAGGCAUCGGGCCCCCAGGCGGGGCGACAGGCAUCGGGCCCCCAGGCGGAGCGGCGGGCGCCAGACCCCCAGGCGGAGCGACAGGUCUCGGGCCCCCAGGCGGAGCGGCGGGCGCCGGACCCCCAUGCGGAGCGACAGGUCUCGGGCCCCCAGGCGCAGCGGCGGGCGCCGGACCCCCAGGCGGAGCGACAGGUCUCGGGCCCCCAGGCGGAGCGGCGGGCGCCGGACCCCCAGGCGGAGCGACAGGUCUCGGGCCCCCAGGCGGAGCAGCGGGCGCCGGACCCCCAGGCGGAGCGACAGGUCUCAAGCCCCCAGGCGGAGCGGCGGGCGCCGGACCCCCAGGCGGAGCGACAGGCACCGAGUCACCAGGCACGACAGUGGGCUCCGAGUCAACUGGCAUGACCACGGGCACUGGGUCAGA
This is a messenger RNA of Staurois parvus, 579 nucleotides long. The record is from the annotation of a GenBank genome assembly. Lineage: Eukaryota; Metazoa; Chordata; Amphibia; Anura; Ranidae.